CCCGAUGCGCAUGCGCGUGAAGGGGAUUUCCGAGUCAGCCUGCGGUACCGGAUGUUUGUUUACGUGGUGCUGUGCGGCUCGAUGCGGGAAAACAGUGCUGUCUUGAAAAUUAACUGGUGUAUUUGAUGUAUUAACUGAUGCAUUCCAGCACGGGAUUAACAGGGAUUUGUGUGGUGCUCUUAUUUUUGACCGAAAUUAAAGCCAUAAGGGUCAUUGGUCAGGAUGUGACUGUGGCAGCAGGAGAUGAUGCACAUUUAUUUUGUCAACUAGUGGAGACGAGAGAGCCUCUAACAAGUAUUACAUGGCAAAGACGAACAAAGGAAAAGCCAGCAAACACAGAUUUUGUGGUUAUCACUUCAGAUGGCAAAGAGGGACAUAUAAAUGGAUUGAGGGACAGAGUAAAAUUCACAGGUAACAUCUCGCGACUCAGCGGCUCAAUUCUUCUAAGUAAAGUUACUGCUUUAGAUGAAGGAAUCUACACCUGCAUCAUCAGCGUAUUUCCAAGUGGACCGUAUAAAACAGAAAUUCGUCUCACAGUACUAGUUCCUCCUGUUGUCAGUGUGAGCAUGGAUGUGCCUCCUGUUGCUGGUGACGCUGAGGCGAUUUUAGCAACCUGCACUGCAGCCAAUGGAAAGCCUGCAGCAGAAGUGUUGUGGAGUCUGGGUGCUUUAAGUGACUCUGUCAAAGUACAAAGUAAUGUCACUGUGGACUCUGAAGGAAGAUCCACUGUUAAAAGGAGCCUGAUUGGUGUAGCAUCCAAAGAUCUAAACCAGAAGAAGGUUCAGUGUUUGGUCACACACCCUGGCCUAAAGGGGAAACUGGAACUGAAUUACACAUUGAUCAUUCACUAUCCUCCUGAGGUGGUUUAUAUUAAUUCAACAGGUGAUCAAGGGAAAGCACAUGAAUAUCAGUGUGAAGCAGACGCUAAUCCAAAACCAACAAACUUCAUCUGGAGCAGACACUUUCCAGUGAAGGAGCCUCUUUCCAGCAGUGCUAAUAGCAGACAGAUUAUUCAGCUGACCCCUGACAGUAACGGCGUUUACUACUGUGUGGUGUCUAACCAAUACGGGAAAGCUGUAGGGUCCCUCUACGUGCAUGCUGCAUAUACAGAAUCCACAGCUUGCUGGACUCUGUUCAUCAUAGCCCUCUUUGCUGGUGUUUGUGGUUUUCUCAUUUGGAAAUUUAAUUUGCAUCAACACAUUACAAAAAGACUGCGGUGUAUUAGUCGUGAUCCUGUGCCCACUGUAUCUUCAGACCAGGACGAGGAGAGUUGAUGUGUGGGUGGUUCAGACCUCUCUACUGGGACCAUACCUUGCCGUGGUGGAGGGGCUUAUUCUUCUUACAGUCUCCUUCUUUCCAGGAACUUAAGAGGAAACCAAAUGGUCCCAUAGGUUUUGUAACAUAACGAUCCAGUUUGGGUCUCCCUCUCACCACAUAUUAUUAUUAAAGGUGGCCAUAACAUCAUACGGUCUCUUUUCAUGAACAUGAUUUCCAACAGAACUACAAGCAGCUCUUAAAAAUCCCUGCAAUGAGAGGAUGACACCCAGGCAUCAGAACUAAGAGGACAUCACCAACAUCACUUUGUGUGCUUGGGGUGGGGUUGAAGUCUUUUUUUUUUUUUUUUUUUUUUUUUGUAAAAGUCAAUUCAAACUUUUUUGUCCCUGUAAUCAACUAGCUUUUUGUCCUUGUCAUUAUCGCUUUGUUGAUUUGCUGUUUCAGGUUGUCUAAAUCUGAAUGAAAUUGCUAUGUUUGGUUUGUAUGCUA
Pangasianodon hypophthalmus (striped catfish) is the source of this 1764-nucleotide messenger RNA. RefSeq names its product nectin-3-like. The record is from RefSeq and is a predicted model, not a curated record. NCBI's taxonomy places the organism in Eukaryota, Metazoa, Chordata, Actinopteri, Siluriformes, Pangasiidae. Gene Ontology annotation, cellular component: adherens junction. Bases 138 to 1274 code for a protein of 378 amino acids. Gene Ontology annotation, biological process: homophilic cell-cell adhesion; heterophilic cell-cell adhesion. The transcript has 8 exons.